Molecule: messenger RNA, 756 nt
Organism: Branchiostoma floridae (Florida lancelet)
Lineage: Eukaryota; Metazoa; Chordata; Leptocardii; Amphioxiformes; Branchiostomatidae
Product: U6 snRNA-associated Sm-like protein LSm4
Exons: 5
Coding region: 343-723 (126 amino acids)
Biological process (GO): nuclear-transcribed mRNA catabolic process; spliceosomal snRNP assembly; mRNA splicing, via spliceosome
Cellular component (GO): spliceosomal tri-snRNP complex; P-body; U6 snRNP
Molecular function (GO): U6 snRNA binding
Source: RefSeq, a predicted model, not a curated record
AAAGUCUUGAAGACAGAGAAGCUGUGAACAUCACAUGUCAAAGUCGACCUGAAGCCGGGAGUUCUUUUCCUUCCGUUUAGUACAAAUUCAGUUUUUCUGCCGUUUUCUGCUAUCUUGAACGCUUCAAGUUUGUGUACAGUAAGCGUAUCGAGCCUAAAGAUCUGCUAUACCUUCUUUGCACGAAACAAACCAAUGUUUUGACCCUUAUUUUUCUUGCGAAACGCGAAACUUUCGACAAAGAGUGUUUCGAACCGUCCCACAAUGCACCAAGAGUAGCCGGAAGUAGAUCUCGGCAGUGCCGGUUGUUUUUUGCACGAAUCGGUCAAAAAUCGUCCCAGAAAAAUGCUACCUCUGUCAUUGCUGAAAACUGCUCAGAACCACCCUAUGCUGGUGGAGCUGAAGAACGGAGAGACGUACAACGGCCAUCUGGAGGCCUGCGACAACUGGAUGAACAUCAAACUCAGGGACGUCAUCUGCACAUCACGGGAUGGUGACCGUUUCUGGCGCAUGCCUGAGUGUUACAUCCGUGGCAGCACCAUCAAGUACUUGCGUAUUCCUGAUGAGGUCAUCGACAUGGUGAAGGAGGACAUCGUCAGCAAACAGCGCACCAAACAGCAGGGCAGCCGAGGCAGGGGACGUGGGGGGCCUGUACACAGAGGAGGUUUUGGAAGCAGAGGUCGUGGUGGUCCAGACAAGAGAGGAGGAAGAGGCGGACCUAGAUAGAUGGUGUCAUCUUCAUCUUCCUGUUCUUCUACU